Molecule: messenger RNA, 1401 nt
Organism: Nicotiana tabacum (common tobacco)
Lineage: Eukaryota; Viridiplantae; Streptophyta; Magnoliopsida; Solanales; Solanaceae
Product: nudix hydrolase 18, mitochondrial-like
Cellular component (GO): cytoplasm; nucleus
Molecular function (GO): pyrophosphatase activity
Source: RefSeq, a predicted model, not a curated record
GCACUUUUGCACUACAGAUUACUACAGAAAACGAAACAUAUAGACAUUAUCAUCAACAUUUUGCACUCCAAAAUUGUAAAUCAUACCAUUUCUUCUCUCCAUUUUUUCCUCAUUUCUUUUCUGGGGUUUCUCUUCCUUUUCAGUUUUUACAAUCUAUAUAACUCUUAGUAUUACAAAUAAAGACUUAAUUUUAUAAUACAUAUUUUUCCCCCAUUGAAAAAUAUGGUGGUUAUGGUUUCACGUACUGGCCGGCAUUUGCAGCGUUAUAACAAAGGUCGUCGCCAAGUUGUUGGAUGUAUACCGUACAGAUAUAAAGAUAUUAUUGACCUAUCUAUGGCAGACAAAGAUGCAUUUGAAGUUCUUCUCAUAAGUCCUCAGAGAAAAGGAAAAGGAUUGUUGUUUCCAAAGGGAGGUUGGGAAAAGGAUGAAACAAUUGAAGAUGCAGCAAGACGCGAGACAAUAGAGGAAGCUGGUGUUUGCGGCGAUGUUGAGGGAAAAUUAGGAAUUUGGUACUUUGAGAACAAAAACGGCGAUACGGCCUAUGAAGGGCACAUGUUUCCUUUAUUUGUAACUGAGGAGCUAGAUACUUGGCCUGAGAAAGACAUCCGCAAAAGAUUAUGGAUGAGCGUGCGAGAAGCAAGAAAGCUCUGCCAACAUGGGUGGAUGAAAGAAGCAUUAGAGUUGUUAGUUAGUCGACUCACGUCACAAAGUAGGCGGACUAAAGUCGAUUUAUUUUCAAGAAUCAAUCGUAGCUCCAGUGGCCAUGGAAGUGUUUUGCAUUUGGGAUGCAGGGCUCAAGUACUUACUCCACCACCACCAAGUCCUGCGGAAGAGGCCUAGUUUCCACCAGCCUAACAGAGGAGGUUAAAAUUUUACGACGGAGGUAAAAAGUAGCUUGUAAAUAGGAAAUCGAUGAUGAGCCCCUAAUGGUAUGGUCUAGUGGUAAGAGCGUAGCACGUGAUGUGUAGAAUAGGUGCACGUCAUGUUUUUCAACCCUGCCACAGAUAAAAGCCUAAUAUUUAAGUGGAUAAGAGUAGAAGGACGACCUCAUUAUCCACCGAGUUUCAAACCAUGCACCACAGGUCCUCGGGGAUUUUUUCUAUUUACCAAAAACUAGGAAAGCAAUGGUGAUGGCUGAUAGAGUAAGUUAGAGCAAUCUGUUUUAGCUCUACUCCAACUUUCAAGAAAACAGAAACAUAGAGAUAACCAUGGAAGUAUUUAGUUUUUUGUCUUGUUUUGUUUUCUCCGAAUUGGAGUUAUGUAAAUGCUGAUAGACUUACAAUCUCACUGUCUUUUUUAGGAACUUUACCUUUGUAUAGGUACUCUGUAAUGAGUGCCUGAAGAUGGUGAAGUUACCUUUACGUUUUAAUGUCUUUAAAAGAUCCGAAUCUCGAGGUUUAA